Ostrea edulis (European flat oyster) is the source of this 1970-nucleotide messenger RNA. RefSeq names its product fibrinogen-like protein 1. The record is from RefSeq and is a predicted model, not a curated record. The coding region runs from base 491 to 1687 and encodes 398 amino acids. Lineage: Eukaryota; Metazoa; Mollusca; Bivalvia; Ostreida; Ostreidae. The transcript is spliced from 5 exons.
AAUAGCGUACACACACACACAAUCACACUUGAUACCCAUUGCAAUGAUAGCCAUUUCCUCAUGGACGCAUAGCAGAUGUGAACAAUGCGUAGGAAUCUUAAUGAAUAUAGUACCACUAUCUAAACGGCUAGGACUUCCGACAGAAAUAAGAAUAGAAUAUGAAUAAUUAAUUUCAGUUUUGAAAAGACACGAGAGCAUGAACUGCAACACUUUACGACGGUAUACUUUUUUUUUUUAUCAAGCGCUGACUAGUAUGCUGACGUCAUUAAGCGCUGACUAGUAUGCUGACGUCAUUAAGCGCUUACUAGUAUGCUGACGUCAUUAAGCGCUGACUAGUAUGCUGACGUCAUUAAGCGCUGACUAGUAUGCUGACGUCAUUAAGCGCUGACUAGUAUGCUGACGUCAAGCGUCGCAGUUCAUACCUGUAUGAAUGUCACCUUGAGUGAUGGCGAGAAGGUGAGUGAAACGUAACGGUAAAACAGAUAUCAUUAUGAACAAUUUGGGAAUAUUUCAGGACAACCCCUGUGUACAUGGAUACUGGGAUAGGAUACAAAAAACAUGUGUGGGAGAAUCCGUUACAUCAACAACAUCUGAAUCAACAACAUUACCAACAACAGAUGCAUCAACAACAUUACCAACAACAGAUGCAUCAACAACAUUACCAACAACAGAUGCAUCAACCAGUUUAAUAACAAAUUCAGAAACAACCGACUCAACCUCAUUGGCAACGUCACCUUCGGAGACAGCCACAAUCGCUAUGACCACUAUAGAACAAGCAACGUCAACAACAGCAGAUCCAACAUCAACAACAUCAGAUCCAACGACGACGACGACAAAUCUAACGACGACGACAACAAACCCAACGACGAUGACAACAGCAGAUCUAACGACGACAACAGCAGAUCUAACGACGACAACAGCAGAUCUAACGACAACAGCAGAUCUAACGACGACAACAGCAGAUCUAACGACGACAACAGCAGAUCUAACGACAACAGCAGAUCUAACGACGACAACAGCCGAUCUAACGACGACACCUGGCGAUAUUGACUGUUUUGACUGUGACUGCAUAUUAAGUAUUUCUGGUUCGAAAACGAUGGGGAAGUUUGUACUGAGCAACAACAAAGCGGUUCUCUGUAUCCUGGACAUUGCAACCAAUCAUAAAUGGACGGUUAUACAAAAACGUUUUCAUUCUGGAGGCCAGAGUUUCAACUUAAAUUGGCUGGAGUAUGAAAACGGGUUUGGAGCUUUGGGUGGAGAAUUCUGGAUUGGCAAUCAGUAUCUCCACGAGUUGACGACUGUGUAUGGUAACACCCAUCUACGUAUCGAGAUAACCGCGACCGCGGGUUACACUGGCGUCAUAGAAUACGAUUUCCACAUCGACAAUGCCACAGAGGGCUACCGACUACACACCUCUAACUACACAGGAACACACGGUGAUGCAUUCACUUCCGCUGGUGCCUCUCAUGAACGCGCAGACGGGAUGAAAUUUACAACAAAAGAUCGCGAUAACGAUAUGGAGGGUAUAAGGAAUUGUGCUUCAAUUAGUGCCGGGGGCUGGUGGCACAACGCGUGUCAAAGGUCAAACCUGAACGGGGUGUUUGGACUCUCAAAUUAUGUGUAUGGGCUGAACUGGAAUAAAUUCGUGGAGAUUGCUAGUGUUGAAAUGAAAGUUCGCAAGCCCUGAUAGAAGUGAUACGUCACGGAUGUACGAAUUACAACGAUAGGAGCAAGUUGGUAAAACAACGAUAUCUGUCGUUCCAUUUUUUACAACUAGUCAAUGCCAGAAAUUAUUUCACCACAGGAAGCCGGGGUCGGAAAAUCACCAUAUCGUGUCAGUUGAUAGUCAUUUUUGUCAGGAUAUCUUAACACAAUGACCUGCUUUGAUGUUUGUUUUAAUAAGAUACGAAUUAAACUUUGGUAAGUAAAGAAAUGUGCAUUUUCGUUUUGUUAUUAAAAAGAAAGCACUU